This is a messenger RNA of Cladophialophora psammophila CBS 110553, 918 nucleotides long. RefSeq lists its product as uncharacterized. The transcript has a single exon. Gene Ontology annotation, molecular function: protein binding. NCBI's taxonomy places the organism in Eukaryota, Fungi, Ascomycota, Eurotiomycetes, Chaetothyriales, Herpotrichiellaceae. The record is from RefSeq and is a predicted model, not a curated record. The coding region runs from base 1 to 918 and encodes 305 amino acids.
AUGUCGCUAUCUCUCGACUCAUUACCACCAGAAGUCCUCCUCCGCAUCCUCUUCUUCCUGGAAAUUCCCGAUCUGCUCCAAGUGAGUCGCACAUGCCAUGUGCUGCGUGAGAUCGCUUGCGACCCUCUCCUUCAUCUCCAGCGACUGCACCAUGCUUCCCAUACGCUAUCCAUCCUGUUGGCCCGACGGCCGUCCAGGUCCGCCAUUAGUCCUCCUAAUUCAUGGAUAUGGCUAAGCAAGACCAAUGUUCUCUCGCGCCAAAUCAGCAAGAGUUUGAUACGCAUCCGGCUGAGUCAUAACCUCGAACACAGGCCAAGUCCGUAUGAUUUGGUACAAAGGGCGAUCCUCCCAUCUACGUGCACCAACUAUUCCUCGCCGGUCUCGCCGGUCCUGAUACAGUCACAACAGGCCGUACAAAGGAACAAACUGAAGGAUGGAUUGGGUCGCAAGCUAGAGCGACGGCCGAGCAUGAGCAGUCUGGUGUCUCUCAAUAUCAUGCCUGAAGAGUGCGUGCGCCACAGCGUCUCGCCUGCCAUCGUGGCUACGAGGCGGAAAGUGAUUAGAGAGAGCUUGAAGGACGGGCUUCGCGCGUGGGUUGAAGGGCGCGCCAUACAAGCACAGAAGAGGAAAGCAGACGAGAUGGAGGCUACGGAAAAGAUCACGGUAAAGAGCCUGGUGAGGAGGUUCGCCGCCAGGAAGGUCGCAGUGGACAUGGAGAGCAGCCGAGUACGUCGUCUUGAUCCAGUCAUGCUAGAGAAGAGGAGGGCUCAAGCGAGAUGGGGCAGAGAGGUAGAGCUUGCAAAGAUGGACGAAGAAAGACGAGCUGCGACUCAUGGUGCUUGUGCUCAGCCGACGAGAGCGCAUGUCCUGGGGCUCAAAAGGUUCUGGGAGGGGGUCAUCAGGGCGGCUGCUGGAUGA